Molecule: messenger RNA, 762 nt
Organism: Durotheca rogersii
Lineage: Eukaryota; Fungi; Ascomycota; Sordariomycetes; Xylariales; Xylariaceae
Exons: 1
Coding region: 1-762 (253 amino acids)
Source: RefSeq, a predicted model, not a curated record
AUGAGUUUGGGCCUACCGACACAGAUACGCUCCAGUCUCCAGGCACAGGCCUUCCCGAUCCCGUCGUCGGCCUGGAUAGAGAGCGCCCUGCCAAACCGAAACCCGCUUCCCCCCCUGCCAGCGCUAGUGGCUACGAUCAAGACGCGUCUGUUGGCCGUCGACCUGACGACCCCGGGUCUGCUCGAGGCGCCCGCGCCCGCGUUUCCCGCGAACCUGGUCAACCCUGAGGUCACAGAGAUCAAGCUGGCGGAAGACAUCCCCGUCCAGGUCCUCGACGUCGAGAACCUAUCCAGGAGCAAGUGGGAGCAGGUCGAGGAGCUCGAGGCCAUCGCCCGCGGCGAGCAGACCAAGGGCCGCGAGAUCGUCCGCCUACCAAUCCGCAACGCCGCCGACGGCGACGACGACGAAGACGGUGCCGGCGAAGAUACCGCUGCGGGUAGGAGUAGCGGGAGUGCUGCCGCCUCUGCUGCCGCAGCUGCGCGUGCCAACGCCAACGCGACGCACCGGCUGGUGCUGCAGGACUGCCAGGGUCAGAAGGUGCACGGGGUGGAGCUGAAGCGGAUCGAGCGCGUGGGCGUGGGCGUGCUGAACAUCGGCGAGAAGAUGAUGCUGCGGCGGGGCGCGACGGUCGCGCGCGGCGUCGUGCUGCUCGAGCCGGCGACGUGCGCCGUGCUCGGCGGCAAAGUCGAGGCGUGGCAGCGGGCGUGGCUCGACAGCCGGCUCGCGCGGCUCAAGGAGGCUGUGGGCGCGGACGCGGCGUGA